Molecule: messenger RNA, 3150 nt
Organism: Pseudonaja textilis
Lineage: Eukaryota; Metazoa; Chordata; Lepidosauria; Squamata; Elapidae
Gene: CASR
Product: calcium sensing receptor
Biological process (GO): regulation of calcium ion transport; intracellular calcium ion homeostasis; G protein-coupled receptor signaling pathway
Cellular component (GO): plasma membrane
Molecular function (GO): calcium ion binding; G protein-coupled receptor activity
Source: RefSeq, a predicted model, not a curated record
AUGACUUUUUAUAGUUUCUAUUUGAUCCUCUUUGCAUUUACUUCGAGUAGCUUUGCCUAUGGACCAAAUCAAAGGGCACAGAAGAAAGGAGACAUUAUUCUUGGAGGAUUGUUUCCCAUUCAUUUUGGAGUAGCUGCUAAACAUCAGGAUCUGAAAUCUAGGCCAGAAUCAGUAGAAUGCAUAAGGUAUAAUUUCCGGGGUUUUCGCUGGUUACAGGCAAUGAUCUUUGCCAUUGAAGAGAUUAAUAACAGCCCAACUCUUCUUCCCAAUAUGACUCUUGGAUACAGCAUUUUUGACACCUGCAAUACAGUGUCUAAAGCUCUAGAAGCCACUCUGAGUUUUGUGGCCCAAAACAAGAUUGAUUCUCUGAAUCUGGAUGAGUUUUGCAAUUGUUCGGAUCAUAUUCCCUCAACAAUUGCAGUGGUGGGAGCAACAGGCUCUGGGAUUUCCACUGCAGUUGCCAAUCUUCUGGGUCUCUUUUAUAUACCUCAGGUUAGCUAUGCUUCAUCCAGUCGGCUCUUGAGCAACAGGAAUGAGUACAAAUCUUUCCUGCGCACUAUACCUAAUGAUGAGCACCAAGCCACUGCUAUGGCUGACAUUGUAGAGUACUUCCGCUGGAAUUGGGUGGGUACCAUUGCAGCAGAUGACAAUUAUGGCCGGCCAGGUAUUGAAAAGUUCAGGGAAGAAACAGAGGAGAGAAACAUCUGCAUUGACUUCAGUGAGCUCAUUGCCCAGUACUUGCCUGAGGAUCAGAUCCAACAGGUAGUGAAAGUCAUCCAGAAUUCCACUGCCAAGGUGAUUGUUGUGUUCUCUAGUGCACCUGACCUAGAACCAUUGAUCAAAGAGAUUGUCACACGGAACAUCACUGGCAGGAUUUGGCUGGCAAGUGAAGCCUGGGCCAGCUCAUCAUUGAUAGCAAUGCCACAGUUCUUUCAUGUCAUGGGGGGCACAAUUGGAUUUGCUCUUAAGGCAGGACAGAUCCCUGGCUUUCGCGACUUUCUGCAAAAGGUAAACCCUAAGAAGUCUGCUAAUAAUGGAUUUAUUAAAGAGUUUUGGGAGGAGACAUUUAAUUGUUACUUACCAGAAGGAAACAAAAAUUUCCCAGUUUUUUUCCACAAAGACCAUGAGGAAGGUACUAGAGCUGGAAAUAGUACAGCUUCAUUCCGUCCCCCAUGUACAGGGCGUGAGAACAUCACUAGUGUGGAAACACCAUACAUGGAUUAUACUCACCUACGGAUAUCUUACAAUGUGUACUUGGCAGUAUAUUCCAUUGCUCAUGCUUUGCAGGAUAUAUACACUUGCACUCCUGGGAAAGGACUAUUUGCCAAUGGGUCAUGUGCAGAUAUCAAGAAAGUUGAGGCAUGGCAGGUACUGAAGCAUCUGCGACACUUGAACUUCACUAAUAAUAUGGGGGAGCAAGUGGAUUUUGAUGAGUCAGGAGGCCUAAUAGGAAAUUAUUCAAUUAUCAAUUGGCAUCUGUCCCCUGAAGAUGGCUCCAUUGUAUUUGAGGAGGUUGGACACUAUAAUGUUUAUGCCAAAAAAGGAGAAAGGUUAUUUAUCAAUGAAAAUAAGAUCCUAUGGAGUGGAUUUUCCAAAGAGGUACCAUUCUCAAACUGCAGCAGAGAUUGCCUUCCAGGUACAAGGAAAGGUAUAAUUGAGGGAGAGCCCACCUGCUGCUUUGAAUGUGUUGAAUGCACAGAUGGAGAGAUCAGUGAUGAAACAGAUGCCAGUGCUUGUGAGAAGUGUGCUGAAAACUUCUGGUCCAAUGAAAACCAUACCUUCUGCAUUCCCAAGCAAAUAGAAUUUUUGUCCUGGACAGAACCAUUUGGAAUUGCUCUCACUCUUUUUGCUAUACUAGGCGUCUUCUUAACCUCAUUUGUCCUGGGAGUCUUUACCAGAUUUCGCAACACACCCAUUGUCAAGGCCACAAACCGUGAACUCUCUUAUCUCCUCCUGUUUUCCUUGCUCUGUUGUUUUUCUAGCUCCCUUUUCUUCAUUGGUGAGCCUCAAGAUUGGAAUUGCCGCUUACGACAACCAGCCUUUGGUAUCAGCUUUGUGCUCUGCAUCUCCUGCAUUCUGGUGAAGACCAAUCGUGUUCUUCUGGUCUUUGAGGCUAAGAUACCAACAAGCCUCCAUCGCAAGUGGUGGGGACUUAACCUUCAGUUCCUCUUGGUCUUCUUAUGCACAUUUGUACAAAUUGUCAUCUGUGUCAUCUGGCUUUAUACAGCUCCCCCUUCUAGCUUCCGUAAUCAUGAAAUGGAGGAUGAAAUCAUCUUUAUCACUUGUAAUGAGGGCUCCUUGAUGGCACUGGGAUUCCUAAUUGGUUACACUUGUCUGCUGGCCGCUAUCUGCUUCUUCUUUGCUUUCAAAUCCCGCAAGCUGCCAGAGAACUUCAAUGAAGCCAAAUUUAUCACCUUCAGUAUGUUGAUUUUUUUCAUUGUUUGGAUCUCUUUUAUACCAGCCUAUGCCAGCACCUAUGGCAAAUUUGUCUCAGCAGUGGAGGUGAUUGCCAUUCUGGCAGCCAGCUUUGGGCUUUUAGCAUGCAUCUUCUUCAACAAGGUCUACAUUAUCCUUUUCAAGCCAUCCCGCAAUACCAUUGAGGAAGUACGCUGCAGCACGGCUGCUCAUGCUUUCAAAGUGGCAGCCAGAGCUACACUGCGACGCAGCAAUGUGUCCCGCAAGAGGUCCAACAGUCUGGGGGGCUCCUCAGGCUCUACUCCAUCCUCUUCCAUCAGCAGCAAAAGCAACCAUGAAGGGCCCUUUUCGAUACCAACAUCUGCAGAACCUCAGCAAAAACAUGGAUGCAAGCAGAAGGUGAGUUUUGGUGGUGGAACUGUCACCUUGUCACUAAGCUUUGAGGAGCAUCAGAAAAAUGCUGUAGCCAAUAAAAAUGCAAAGCACAGAAACUCCUUGGAAGCCUGCAAUAGUGAUGAUAGUCUCAUGCGACAUAAAGCCCUACUUCCUCUGCAUGGCAAUGAAUCACUGGAGCCCAAAUUCCAGACACCCUCAAAUCAAGAAUCCAGCAUACCAGAAUCAGUAGUGGGAGAAACCAAGCAAGGAGACCAUGUAGAAGGGCCACCUUUGUCAGCUGCAUACCUGCGGGAUUUAGUAGGCAGUGACUCCAUCAAAGAGAAUGCCAUCCAUUCUUAA